AUGUCCAAAUUGCUAUUGAGUGCCGUGGUCCUACCACUUGGCAUGAGUCUUACUACAGUCGUACCGGUCCUCGCCAUCAUAGCAUACGCCCUCUGGUCCUACCUCUCCUACCGCCGUCUCUCCCACAUCCCGGGUCCAACGCUGUCCCACUGGUCCAUCAUCCCGCAACUAUCCUGGAUCCUCAGUGGCAACUCCUUCCCCAAUUACGGCCAAAUCUGUUUCCACUACGGGCCCCUCGUUCGCAUAGCCCCCGACCACGUCCUCACCUCCAACCCCGAGAUCAUCCGCAAGAUCUCAGCUGCUCGUUCACCCUACACUCGAUCACACGGCGGCAUAGUCUUCCGCUCCAAAGCAGGGGUCGACAAUAUCUUGAGCACACGCGAUGAUAAAGUGCAUAAUGAAAAGAGGCAGCAGAUGGCGGCGGGGUAUAGCGGGAAGGAGAAUCUGGAUAUGGAGAGCGAUAUGGAUGUGCAGGUGGAGGAGUUUGUGAAGUUGAUCGAGGAAAAGUAUGUUAGUGAUAAGGAUGCUUUCAGGCCGGUGGACCUUUCGGCGAAGGCGAGUUUCUUUACGAUGGAUGUGAUUAGUGCGCUGGCUUUUGGGAAGACGUUUGGAUGUUUGAAGGAGGACCGCGAUGUGAGUGGGAUUAUGGAGCAGACGAAGAAGGCGGUGACUUUGUUGAGUGUGCUGAUUGAGGUGCCGUGGGUGUAUCGGGUGAUGGAGCAAGGGAUGAGGUUGCAGGGGAUAUUUGGAGGGAGUGAUGCUGGUGUGCUACAGUCAGUCUCUCUUGCUAAGGAAGCCGUGGAGGAGAGGUUGGUCGAAAUGGGACUGAAGGGAGGAGGAGCUGCAGUACCGGUCGACAAGCAGGACAUGUUGGGCUCCUUUAUUCGACGUGGUCUGCCCGUUGAUCAGCUCGAGACCGAGGCGCUCUUGCAGGUCCUCGCCGGCGCUGAGACCACAGCGGUCGCCUUACGUAUGGUGUUACUUCAUCUCGCAAGUAACUCUCAUGCGCAGCGCAAGCUUGUCCAGGAGAUCGAACAAAGUGGCUGGGUUGAGGGUGUCAUCAGCGACAAGCAAGCGCGCGAAAUGCCAUAUCUCCAGGCUUGCAUCAAAGAAUCGUUGAGGCUACAGCCGCCUGUGAGCUUUCUGAACUCGAAGGUGGUGCCGAAAGGUGGAGAUGAGUUAGACGGAUAUUUUGUUCCCGAAGGAACGAAGGUUGGGUGGUCGACUUUCGCUAUCCAACGUAGUCCAGUCACGUUCGCGCCAGAUCCAGACAUUUUCCGACCCGAAAGAUGGAUCCUGGUCUCAGCCGGAGGAGAUUGCGAGUCGUCAGACACACUGACACACAUGUCUCGCACAGACGAUCUGGUCUUUGGGUGGGGCCGCUGGAAGUGUCUCGGACAGAAUGUUGCGUUGAUGGAGCUCAACAAGCUGGUGGCCGAGUUUUCGAAACGAUUCGAGUGGUCGCUGUGUGACCCGGCCAAAGCUUUCGAGGUGGACUUUAACGUCGCCGCCUUCGUGCAGACUGGGAUGUGGAUGCGGGUAACGGCUCGUGAGAUGUAG
Messenger RNA from Fulvia fulva, 1560 nucleotides. RefSeq names its product Cytochrome P450 monooxygenase ABA1. The transcript has 2 exons. The record is from RefSeq and is a predicted model, not a curated record. NCBI's taxonomy places the organism in Eukaryota, Fungi, Ascomycota, Dothideomycetes, Mycosphaerellales, Mycosphaerellaceae. Gene Ontology annotation, molecular function: oxidoreductase activity, acting on paired donors, with incorporation or reduction of molecular oxygen; heme binding; monooxygenase activity. Bases 1 to 1560 code for a protein of 519 amino acids.